Molecule: messenger RNA, 422 nt
Organism: Polyodon spathula (Mississippi paddlefish)
Lineage: Eukaryota; Metazoa; Chordata; Actinopteri; Acipenseriformes; Polyodontidae
Product: small integral membrane protein 1-like
Exons: 2
Coding region: 12-236 (74 amino acids)
Source: RefSeq, a predicted model, not a curated record
CACUCUGAAGGAUGGAGCCCCAGGAGUCAGAUGUGCAGUACGCUCGCUGGAAUGAGAGCUGCCAGGAUGAAGUCAACAUCAAUGUCUCUUCCACAUCCACACUAGAGGGGAUCUCCAAGCAGCUGUGCACUGGGAUGCCUGGCAUUGCCAUGAAGUUGAUCGGAGUGCUUGCGAUUCUGAGCCUCGUUUUCAUCAUUGGAUACGUCACUGGCUACUACGUACACAAGUGUAAAUAAGCGAUGUUUCAUUUGAUCACAGAGCAAAAACUUUUUCAGUUGUGCAACAAAAGAAAAGCAUUGCACGAAGUGUGUAUCCACCAGCAGACUGGGUUUGGAGAUUGUUAGAAUUGAAACCAGCAAGGCUCAGGAAGUACACAGCUGUUCAAUUCUUAUGCUCUGGUAAAUUAGAAAUAUGUGCAACCA